UAGGAAUCCACUUGGAUGUGCUAGAGGGACUUAUGUGUUUCAUGCUCAAGAGUUAUUGCUAAAAGAAACAUUGAAACGAGCACCUGAAUGUUUUCGGGAGAAGGAUGUGUCAUUACCACAAUUAAAGGCUAGUUCGGAUCACAAAGUUUUCUUUAAGGUUCCGUCUGAAGGAUGGAAUGAUGAGAUCCCUACGCCUUAUGCUGGCACAGCCAAAGAUAGCUGGGAUGAUGCCCAUGUGUACAUGCCUUAUCAUGAGAACAACAGAAUGCCUGAGAAUGGCCAUACUUGUUCAAGGCAGGAAAGAAUUGUGCAGGCAUUAACAAGACCAAUUCCAAGCUCAUUUGAAUUACAGGAUGCCAUACUUUCAUACAACCCUCACUACAGACGCAGAUGGAACUUUGAUUCUCUUCAUCAAUUCUUUGAGGAAAGUGAACAUGGUGGACAUAUAAAGGAUGAAUUUUUCACAACCAUUUUGCCAGAGAUGCAGAAACUUGCUCUUCGGCUAUCUGAGCUUUGUCCUAAGGCAAUACCUAUUUUAAAGCAACGACGAAAUAUGAAACUCACCUUCAGCCAGGAGCAGGUUGCUUGUCUUUUGGCCAAUGCCUUUUUCUGUACAUUUCCCAAACGCAACUUCAAGUCAAAGCAUUGCCUGCUACCAGAUAUCAACUUCAGCAAUUUGUUUAGUGACUCACAAAACUCCCGCAAGGUGGAGAAGCUUGCCUGUAUCAUCAACUACUUCCAGAGGGUUACCAGUGACAUGCCAAAAGGAACAGUGACAUACGCAAGACAGCAUGUAGUACCUGAACACGACUGGCCAAAGAUGGAUAAGAAGUUUAGCAACCUUCAUGUGUCAACUUCAGGCACAAUUGAAGAUGAUGGAUGGGGAAUGCUUCAGGCUGACUUUGCUAACAAGUAUGUUGGUGGAGGUGUGUUAGGGCAUGGCUUGGUACAAGAAGAAAUCCGCUUUAUUAUCUGUCCAGAGAUGAUUUUGUCACGGCUCUUCACUGAGGCAUUGACUGAUAAUGAGGUUCUUAUUAUGACGGGUUGUUUAAAGAUUUGUUUACAUAUUGGUAGACACUGUGAUGUGCCCGUGUAUUCUGGAGACUACCGUGAUUGUCCUGACAGGGACGAGUGGGGCAGAAGAUACACAGAGGUAGUGGCCAUGGAUGCGCUUGUCUUCAACAAGUACAACAAUGGGUACAAGACUCAGUUUGAGAAGGAUAAAAUAUUCCGAGAGCUGAACAAGGCGUACUGUGCCUUUAGGGGAAACCAGUUCACUGUUCAUCUACCGGCCGUGUGUACCGGCAACUGGGGCUGUGGGGCUUUUGGUGGAGACAAACAGCUGAAAGCACUGCUCCAAUGGAUGGCGGCCAGUGCAGUCGAUCGAGAGGUUUGCUACUUUACAUUUGGGGACACCAAGCUGUGUGAUCAGUUAGGGCAGCUGUAUCAUCUGUUCAAGGAAAACGACAUACAAGUUUCACAUGUCCUGGGGUUCAUCAAAAGAUUUAAUGAUGACUUGAAGAACCCUGAUGGAGAACACAGGACAUUGUUCCAGCACAUUGCUAAAAUGAUUGGUGCGAAGCUGGAGGAGCCAAACAUAACUGAAGAAACUGGCGGCCAGGAUGUCAGUCUUGAUGAUUCCAUGGAGAUGAUUCAGGAUGAUGAGUAA
Candidula unifasciata is the source of this 1669-nucleotide messenger RNA. The record is from the annotation of a GenBank genome assembly. NCBI's taxonomy places the organism in Eukaryota, Metazoa, Mollusca, Gastropoda, Stylommatophora, Geomitridae.